Molecule: messenger RNA, 1137 nt
Organism: Penicillium waksmanii
Lineage: Eukaryota; Fungi; Ascomycota; Eurotiomycetes; Eurotiales; Aspergillaceae
Gene: fpaI
Product: putative methionine aminopeptidase, type I
Exons: 5
Coding region: 1-1137 (378 amino acids)
Biological process (GO): proteolysis
Molecular function (GO): metalloaminopeptidase activity
Source: RefSeq, a predicted model, not a curated record
AUGUCCGACCCGGAAAAAAAGUGCUCCGGGGAUGAUUGCGAUAACAAAGCUGGGACGUUGCAAUGUCCGACAUGUCUAAAGCUAGAUAUCAAAGGCAGUUACUUUUGCGCUCAGGAUUGCUUCAAAAGGAACUGGGCUACUCACAAGGCGAUCCACAAGACAAAAAAUGCUAGUGGGCUUUACAACCCAUUUCCAACAUACCCAUUCAGCGGCAGUGUCCGACCCGUAUACCCACUGUCUCCACGACGCCCCGUUCCGAAAUCGAUCAAGCACCCCGACUGGGCCGAGACUGGAAUUCCCAAGCGAGAACUUCGGCUAAGCAAGUCGAAAUGGGACUUCUUGGAUGCCGAGGGACAAGAAGCCAUGCGCAAGGUGUGCAAGCUGGCACGUGAGGUCCUAGACAUCACCGCCGCAGCUAUGAAACCUGGCGUGACUACCGACUUCCUGGACGAGGUCUGUCACAAUGCUUGUGUUGAGCGACAAUCCUACCCUUCUCCACUCAACUACCAUCACUUCCCGAAGUCACUAUGUACAUCCCCAAAUGAGAUUGUAUGCCAUGGCAUUCCCGACCAGAGAGUCCUUCUUGAUGGCGAUAUUCUCAAUCUGGAUAUCUCUAUCUACCACGGCGGAUACCAUGCCGAUUUGAACGAAACCUAUUACAUAGGCGACAAGGCCAAAGCAGACCCAGAUGCGAUUCGACUCAUUGAAACAACGCGGGAAGCCUUGGACAUGGCCAUUGCAAUUAUCAAACCCGGAACCCCCAUUCGGGAAUUCGGGAAAAUCAUCGAAAAGCACGCAAAUUCCAGGGGUCUCGCCGUUGUCAAAACUUGGGGUGGUCACGGCAUCAACUCGGAAUUCCACCCUCCUCCCUGGAUCCCCCACUAUGCGAAAAACAAGGCCGUUGGAACAUGCAAACCUGGGAUGACCUUCACCAUUGAGCCUAUUCUUACACUAGGCACAAAUCGAGAAAUGGAUUGGCCGGAUAACUGGACAAACGUUACAGCGGACGGAAAACGGACGGCGCAAUUCGAACAUACUAUGCUUGUAACGGAAACAGGCGUUGAGGUUCUGACAGCGAGGUUAGCGGAUUCUCCGGGUGGGCCUAUCCCCAUACCAGAUCCGGUAACCGAAAAUUGA